Messenger RNA from Cicer arietinum (chickpea), 893 nucleotides. RefSeq lists its product as uncharacterized. Gene Ontology annotation, biological process: snRNA export from nucleus. NCBI's taxonomy places the organism in Eukaryota, Viridiplantae, Streptophyta, Magnoliopsida, Fabales, Fabaceae. The record is from RefSeq and is a predicted model, not a curated record.
GUUUACCGUUUCGCAAGCAUUCCAGUUUUUGUGUUAGUUCUAUUUCGGCAUGGAAGGUGAUGAGAACAUUCUAGAAGCUAUUUACGAAGAAGACGACGAUGAUAACAACUUGGAUGAUGACGUUGAAAUGCUUGAUAUAGAAGAAGGGGAAUUGAUAGAGCAUCAUCAAUCGCAACAAAACGGCGUAGUUGCACAAGAAAAUAAUAAUAUCAACAACGAAACAGAUAUUAACAAUCAAAAACCUAAACCUCUCAGUAAGAAUCGAAGGCGUAAAAACAAGAGAAAGAGAAAGACUUCAGGAUCCGAUUCCAUCAACAUUAACAGGUUUGUGAUAGAGACAUGUAGGCGUCUGAAAGAGAAAAAGUCAUACAUGGUAUACACAGCUGUAGGUUGCCUUGGGGUUUCUGCGUUGAGCGAUCUCGUCAAAGAGGUGGAUGCAAUACAGUCUUGUGGAGGCCAGAUGACUGCUGAUGGUAAGCGAUACCGGACAGGGGGUGGUGUAUUGUGGAGUAUCAUUAAAGUUCGAGAACCAAAUGCCUACAAAGAGAUUAUGAAAAAAGCGAAGGAGUUUGAGAAGCAAUUCAGGCAGCCAUAUAUUAAGCCGCCACCCAUGCAAAAAAUGGAGGAUUCUUCUCAAGGGGUGCCGUGUACAUUUUCUAGCGUUCAUCAGGACAAUGAUUCUGAAAAUCCUUCUUGUGCAUCGAAAAUUGAUGAUCAGCAUGAGCCCUCAGUUUCUCAAGAGAAACGCAUUCCUGUUCGUGACAGAUUAAGGAUACCUGUUUCCUACGAUGAUGACUUGCUUGGAGCAAGUGUUGAUAACGAUGCAACCUUACCCUGAAUAGAAAUAUCCUUCAUCUUGUAGCAUUUUUUAUUUGUUUCUACGACCUUCCUUA